Molecule: messenger RNA, 393 nt
Organism: Peronospora farinosa
Lineage: Eukaryota; Oomycota; Peronosporomycetes; Peronosporales; Peronosporaceae
Source: the annotation of a GenBank genome assembly
AUGGCUGUAACGGGUAAACGUGGUGUGGGCAUCCCCACGAUCCUACUGCACGACGGUGAGGGCACGAUCGUGUCCAUUGAAAUGAAGACAGGAGAGACGUAUCGUGGUUUGCUGGAUGAGACGGAGGACAAUAUGAAUUGUGUCAUGAAAGAAGCUGUUCGUACUGACAUCAACGGCAAUACCACUCAAGUGGAGCAAGUUUAUUUACGUGGCAGCCAGAUCCUCUUUAUCUGCACGUUAAAGCAUGCACCGAUGUUUAAACGAGUCAAAAUGUGGAAGAAACACAAGGGAUCAAUACCAACAUUGGGACAAGGAGGAGUUGGAGGCGGUGCGCCAAGAGGCCAAGCCGCUGCUAUCAUCCGGAAGGCUCAAGAACGGAAGGGUGGAUUUUGA